UGUCAAUUCACUCAUGAUUCACCGAGCUCUGUAAUAUUAUUUUCACCUGAAAAUAUGAUAGAAGGCCAAAGUUAAACCAUAGCCAGAUUCAAGUCUGAAUUACAAUAUAAUAAUCAACUAACAUUAGAAGAAACUGUACCGACGGACAGAAUGUGGAAAGUAAAACAAUGAAAUAACCACUCAACAUAAGCCAAAUAUCAAUUUGCUAGAAUUUAUCUUCGCGCGAUAUCAGCUCUAUAUCGUCACGAUGGUCAAUAUAUAAAGAAGAUAGCUAAUAUAAAAGUAAGUGUUGCUGUUUGGCAGCACCCGAGUUACCAUGAAGGUUCUAAUAUUUUUGGCAAUCGUCGCCACUGCUCAUGGAUUGCUCGGUUCACGGAAACCCGGACUUCGUGUCAGAUUUGACCUUGGACUGGCUAUCGGAACCAAGUUCUUCAUCGACAUCCCCCAAACAGCCACUGAGGCGAAGGCGCAAAACUGGCAAGCAGUGGAUCGGCCUCAAGGACUGAAGAUCUUGCCUCAACUGGUGCUGUACUGCUAUUCUGACCAUGUGCUGUGCGCGUUCUACGAUGAUACCGAAUACGUGGCCGGCCUUCAGAUUGGUCUCUCUGAUGAAGAAUUUACUGAUGCAGUUUUUGACAUGAAUGUGCAAGGUUACACCAGCUGGACUACAACAGUGAAUGGAGUUAAAAAACACUUCUGGACUAUUCAACAAUAUUUCGUGUCCGAAGAGUCAUUCCAAAAAAGCAAAGAAGAACGUUUGGCCGCGCGUAAUACCGAUAAAACCCUGCAGGAGAAUGCAGUGUGGGUCACUGGCUUUAACGGCGAACUGUUAAAGGUGUCUUCGAGCGCUCAGGAAAUCAACGACAACAGCCCCUUCACUAGACAAAGUUGUAUUCCUUGGAUGGGUCGCCACUAUUACUACAACAUGACGGAGUCAACCGAAUGUACUGCGGACGGAAUGUUUCCCUGGUUCCCGUUGGUAGACUCUGGCGAGCUGAUAGCCACUGGUUUUUUAACCUUUGGAAAAAUUACAAUCAAACAAGGACAAAGGAAUUGGUUUGAGAAUCCUCCCCUUGCUAUUGUAAAGCUUAUCGUCCCGCACGGCCCGCAGUGUAUGUAUGACCUGGUUACAAAGACAGGCGCAGUUACCAUGCACAUCUAUUAUAUAGAUAAACCCUGGCUCAUUGGCUGCUUGUUGACAUAACACGAUCAUAAAGGAUGAAACAAACUAUUCCAUUAAAAAAUAAUAGAAAAUAA
Manduca sexta (tobacco hornworm) is the source of this 1257-nucleotide messenger RNA. RefSeq lists its product as uncharacterized. The record is from RefSeq and is a predicted model, not a curated record. Lineage: Eukaryota; Metazoa; Arthropoda; Insecta; Lepidoptera; Sphingidae. The transcript has 7 exons. The coding region runs from base 317 to 1204 and encodes 295 amino acids.